CAGUCUGCGCCGGGCGGCUGUGGCGGCAGAGCCCCGAACAUGGCGGCUUCGGCGGGCGGCUUCGGGCCCGAGCGGGAGGCCGAGCCGGCCAAGGAAGCGCGCGUCGUGGGCUCCGAGCUCGUGGAUACGUAUACGGUUUACAUCAUCCAGGUCACUGAUGGCGGCCACGAGUGGACGGUCAAGCACCGCUACAGCGACUUCCAUGAUCUGCAUGAAAAGCUUGUCACGGAGAGAAAGAUUGAUAAGAAUCUGCUUCCGCCCAAGAAGAUAAUUGGGAAGAACUCACGGAGCUUGGUGGAGAAACGGGAGAAGGAUCUGGAGGUGUACCUGCAGACGCUCCUGGCUGCCUUCCCUGCUGUGGCCCCCAGGGUGCUGGCCCACUUCCUGCAUUUUCAGUUCUACGAGAUAAAUGGCAUCACUGCGGCACUGGCUGAAGAGCUCUUUGAGAAAGGAGAACAGCUCCUGGGGGCUGGCGAGGUCUUUGCCAUCAGGCCCCUGCAGCUCUACGCGGUUACCCAGCAGCUACAGCAGGGAAAGCCCACGUGCGCCAGUGGGGAUGCCAAGACCGACCUUGGGCACAUCCUGGACUUCACCUGUCGCCUUAAGUACCUUAAGGUUUCUGGCACAGAAGGACCUUUUGGGACCAGCAACAUUCGGGAGCAGCUGCUGCCGUUUGAUUUAUCAAUCUUCAAGUCUCUGCAUCAGGUGGAGAUCAGCCACUGUGACGCUAAGCACAUCCGAGGGCUGGUCGCCUCAAAGCGCAGCUUGGCUACGAUGAGCGUCCGUUUCUCGGCGACCUCCAUGAAGGAAGUCCUUGUUCCUGAAGCCUCAGAGUUUGAGGAGUGGGAACCAGAAGGUGCAGACCUGGAAAGCCCCGUGACUGCCAUCAUCCCCACCUGGCAAGCUUUGACCACCCUCGACCUGAGCCACAACAGCAUCUCCGAGAUCGACGAGUCUGUGAAACUGAUCCCAAAGAUUGAGUUUCUGGACUUGAGUCACAAUGGAGUACUGGUCGUGGACAACCUGCAGCACCUGUACAACCUUGUGCACCUGGACCUGUCCUACAACAAGCUGUCCUCCUUGGAAGGGGUUCACACCAAAUUGGGGAACAUCAAGACUCUGAACUUGGCGGGCAACCUCCUGGAGAGACUGAGUGGCCUGCACAAGCUGUACUCGCUGGUCAACCUGGACCUCAGCGACAACCGAAUCGAGCAGAUGGAGGAGGUCAAGAGCAUAGGCAGCCUCCCGUGCCUGGAGCGCGUGGCUCUGCUGAACAACCCCCUGAGCAUCAUCCCCGACUACCGGACCAAGGUGCUCGCUCAGUUCGGAGACAGGGCCUCCGAGGUCUGUCUGGAUGACACAGCGACCACGGAGAAGGAGCUGGACACGGUGGAAGUGCUGAAAGCGAUUCAGAAGGCCAAGGAGGUCAAGUCCAAACUGAGCAAUGUGGAGAAGAAGGUGGGUGAGGAUCCCCGGCUCAGACCCAGCGGCUCGCCCCCCACCGUGGCUCCUGCCUCCACCUCCCUGCCCCAGCCCAUCGUCUCCAGCCAAGGAAUCAUGUUCGUGCAGGAGGAAGCCCUGGCCAGCAGCCUCUCGUCCACCGACAGCCUGACUGCUGAGGACCGGCCCAUUGCCCGGGAGUGCUCUGAGUCCUUGGAGUCCCUCCCUGCAGGACAGGCAGCUUGUGACGAGCUCAGGGACGUGCCGGGAGCCGUUGGCGGUGCAAGCCCGGAGCACGCGGAGCCAGAGGUGCAGGUGGUGCCUGGGUCCGGCCAGAUCAUCUUCCUGCCCUUCACCUGCAUCGGCUACACGGCCACCAACCAGGACUUCAUCCAGCGCCUGAGUGCGCUGAUCCGGCAGGCCAUCGAGCGGCAGCUGCCUGCCUGGAUCGAGGCUGCCAACCGGCGCGAGGAAGGCCAGGGCGAGGAGGAAGAUGAGGAGGAAGAGGAGGACGUUGCUGAGAACCGCUACUUUGAGAUGGGGCCCCCUGAUGCUGAGGAGGAGGGAGAGGAAGAGGGUGGCCAGGGGGAGGAGGAGGCGGCGGCGGCGGCCGAGGAGGCGCGCCUGGCUCUGGAGUGGGCGCUGGGUGCAGAUGAAGACUUCCUGUUGGAGCACAUCCGGGUCCUCAAGGUGCUGUGGUGCUUCCUGAUCCACGUGCAGGGCAGCAUCCGCCAGUUCGCCGCCUGCCUCGUGCUCACGGAUUUCGGCGUGGCCGUCUUCGAGAUCCCGCACCAGGAGUCCCGAGGCAGCAGCCAGCACAUCCUCUCGUCCCUGCGCUUUGUCUUCUGCUUCCCGCACGGCGACCUCACCGAGUUCGGCUUCCUCAUGCCGGAGCUGUGCCUGGUGCUGAAGGUGCGGCACAGCGAGAACGCGCUCUUCAUCAUCUCGGACGCCGCCAGCCUGCACGACUUCCACGCCGACCUGCGCACCUGCUUCGCCCCGCAGCACAUGGCCAUGCUCUGCAGCCCCGUCCUCUACGGCAGCCACACCAGCCUGCAGGAGUUCCUGCGCCAGCUGCUCACCUUCUACAAGGUGGCCGGUGGCUGCCAGGAGCGCAGCCAGGGCUGCUUCCCCGUCUACCUGGUCUACAGCGACAAGCGCAUGGUGCAGACAGCCGCCGGGGACUACUCGGGCAACAUCGAAUGGGCCAGCUGCACACUCUGCUCGGCCGUGCGCCGCUCCUGCUGCGCGCCCUCCGAGGCCGUCAAGUCCGCCGCCAUCCCCUACUGGCUGCUGCUCACACCCCAGCAUCUCAACGUCAUCAAGGCCGACUUCAACCCCAUGCCCAACCUCGGCACCCACAACUGUCGCAACCGCAACAGCUUCAAGCUUAGCCGCGUGCCGCUGUCCACGGUGCUGCUGGACCCCACGCGCAGCUGCACCCAGCCACGCGGGGCCUUCGCCGACGGCCACGUCCUCGAGCUGCUCGUAGGCUACCGCUUCGUCACCGCCAUUUUCGUGCUGCCCCACGAGAAGUUCCACUUCCUGCGCGUCUACAGUCAGCUGCGGGCCUCGCUGCAGGACCUGAAGACCGUGGUCAUCGCCAAGAGCUCUGCCACCAGUGCCAGGUCCCAGAGCCCCCGGGGAGACAGCCAGCCUGCCAAGGGCAGGGCCAGCAAUGACCAGGAGGCCCCAGCCCCAGCCCCAGCCGAGGUCCCAGCAGAGGCUCCAGCUCCACCCCCAGCCCCUGCAGGGGCCUCAACCCCAGACCCGCCAAAGGCUCUGGCUCCGGCUCCGGCUCCAGCCCCAGCAGAAGCCUCAGCUCCAGCUUCGGUUCCGGAGGAGACCCCAGCUUCUCCAGCCCCAGUGAGGGGUCUGGCACAAGCCGAGAGCCCCACCCAGUACCCGAGUGAGCACCUGCUCCAGGCCACCUCGGAGGAGAACCAGAUCCCCUCGCACCUGCCCGUGUGCCCGGCGCUCCAGCACAUCGCCAGCCUGCGAGGGGGCGCCAUCCUCGAGCUCUUCCACAGCAGCAUCGCCGAGGUAGAGAACGAGGAGCUGCGGCACCUGCUGUGGUCGUCCGUGGUGUUCUACCAGACCCCCGGGCUCGAGGUGACUGCCUGCGUGCUGCUCUCCACCAAGGCCGUGUACUUCGUGCUGCACGACAGCCUCCGCCGCCACUUCUCAGAGCCGCUGCAGGAUUUCUGGCAUCAGAAAAACACCGACUACAACAACAGCCCCUUCCACAUUUCCCAGUGCUCUGUGCUGCGGCUCAGCGACCUGCAGUCGGUCAACGUGGGGCUCUUUGACCAGCACUUCCGGCUGACGGGCUCCUCCCCGCCGCAGGUGGUCACGUGCGUGACGAGGGACAGCUACCUGACGCACUGCUUCCUGCAGCACCUCAUGGCUGCGCUCUCCUCGCUGGAGCGCACGCCCUCGCCGGAGCCCGUGGACAAGGACUUCUACUCGGAGUUCGGGAACAAGGCCACAGGGAAGAUGGAGAACUAUGAGCUGAUCCACUCUAGCCGUGUGAAGUUCACGUACCCCAGCGAGGAGGAGAUCGGGGACCUGAUGUUCAUCGUGGCCCAGAAGACGGCCGAGCCGGAGAAGGCUCAGGGCCUCAGCAUCCUGCUGUAUGUGCAGGCCUUCCAGGUGGGGCCACCGGCCCCUGGGCACUGCAGGAGCCCCCUGCGCCCCAAGACCCUGCUGCUGACCAGUGCCGAGAUCUUCCUCCUGGACGAGGACUGUGUCCACUACCCGCUGCCUGAGUUUGCCAAGGAGCCGCCACACAGGGACCGGUACCGGCUGGACGACGGCCGCCGUGUCCGGGACCUGGACCGCGUGCUCAUGGGCUACCAGACCUACCCGCAGGCCCUCACCCUGGUCUUUGACGACGUGCAGGGCCACGACCUCAUGGGCAGCGUCACCCUAGACCACUUUGGGGAGGAGCCGGGGAGCCAGGCCAGGGCUGGCCAGGGCCAUGAGGUCCAGUGGCAGGUGUUUGUCCCCAGUGCCGAGAGCCGAGAGAAGCUCAUCUCGCUGCUGGCCCGCCAGUGGGAGGCCCUGUGUGGCCGAGAGCUGCCCGUGGAGCUCACUGGCUAGCCUGGGCUCCCGCCUGCUCUGGCUGGCCAGGCUUUCCUCAUUCCUCUCAAAGUGUUGUCGCCUCCCGUGUGGUACCUUAAGUUGGCUGUCCUCGCCGAGAAUGUGAAUGUCGUCAGUUUGUUGUCUGUAAGGCCGGGGGGAGCCCGCAGGGCCGUCCGGCAGCCCCCGUGGCCCUGUCGUCUGUCUCCGGCCUGCGGCGUGGCAGGCACCCAGCGGCGUGUCUUGUGAUCCCGUUGUGAGCACGUGCACCGUGGCUGUGUGUGACUCUCACACGUCUUUCCUGAAGCGUCCUGUCCAGUCCUUCGUCGCCGUCGCUGUCACUGUGGACGAUUGUUGCUCACGAUGCUGGGGGCGGGAUGCGCACGAGCGCUCUCCCCAGGUGCAGGCCUCCCCUGGUGCAGGGGGAGAGCCCUGGGGGCAGGAGUGCCCCGGCUUGGGGCUGAGAGGGGUGGGCAGCACCAAGUGUGAUUCCCGCUGCCUGUUUUCUCUAUUCCAAUAAAGCAGAGUUUGAC
This is a messenger RNA of Lepus europaeus (European hare), 5054 nucleotides long. RefSeq names its product nischarin (gene NISCH). The record is from RefSeq and is a predicted model, not a curated record. Lineage: Eukaryota; Metazoa; Chordata; Mammalia; Lagomorpha; Leporidae. Gene Ontology annotation, molecular function: integrin binding; protein kinase binding; phosphatidylinositol binding. Gene Ontology annotation, cellular component: cytoplasm.